UUUCUCGCCCGCGUGAGGGUCAGCGCGCUGCUCGGUGAUGAAGGGACAGCGCGGCAUCAUGUGAAACUUGAGGGGGCUGCAGUCGGGUUUGUCCGCAGACGCGCGCUGUGACUACAAGAGGACGCAUUGAGAGAGAUAGUGACAUUUCAUUCCUGUGGUGAGUUCUUUAUAAAUAGGACAGUGAGCGAUGUGGCGCGCGUGGAACAUGUAAUUUGGCGGAUUUUGGGUUUGUGUUUGUGGAAUAUGGAGCCCGGACGCCCUGGGGAAGGACUUUGUUUUGUGAAGUUCCUGUGGAAGCGAUGGGACAUUUGUUUUUAAAUACAAUUCCAAGCUACUGGAUCUCUGUGAGGACUGCUGAUGAGUUCACUAAGCAGACAGGAUUCCUGAAAUCACUUUUAGUUUGUGCAGACAAAAGGAAACAAUCUGAGGAAUUAACUACCUCUUCAUCACUGCAGCCCAAAUAAUGUCAAGUCUAAUUUACAAAGCCAGGAGAAUGUUUGUCCCAGAGCACACUUGCCUCAGCCGAAUCAUGUUUCAUAAUUUAUCAGCAGAAAGAAUGAUGGAGAUUUUUUUGCCAGACUGGACAUCAGGAGCUUCCUAAAUUCCAAUGGAUAUAAUGUAGCAGGACUCUAUCAGUAUGGCAUAAAUGCUUCCAGCACACUGGUUUUCAGGGAUGGAUCUAAUGAACUUCACAACCGUCAUUGAUGACGGCUUUUUGGAUGAGACACCAUCGAGCCGUGUCCUGACUGGCUGUUUUCUCUCGCUGCUCAUCCUCACCACCUUGCUGGGAAACACUCUGGUUUGUGCAGCUGUCACCAAGUUUCGACACCUGCGCUCAAAAGUGACCAACUUUUUUGUGAUCUCCUUGGCUGUGAGUGACCUCUUGGUUGCGAUUUUAGUGAUGCCAUGGAAAGCUGUGACUGAGAUUGCAGGGUUCUGGCCGUUUGGCUCCUUCUGUGACACCUGGGUAGCUUUUGACAUUAUGUGCUCCACGGCAUCUAUUCUGAACCUUUGUGUCAUAAGCUUGGACCGAUAUUGGGCCAUCUCCAGCCCCUUUCGCUAUGAAAGGAAGAUGACGCCACGAGUGGCCUGCAUGAUGAUCAGCAUGGCCUGGACAUUGUCUGUCCUUAUUUCCUUCAUCCCUGUGCAGCUCAACUGGCACAAGACCGAGACUAAAUCUUACAAACCUCUCACUGAAUCAUUAGUGUCACUGGGAUCAAAUGCUACAUCUGAUCAAAGCCCAGAGAAUUGUGACUCGAGCCUAAAUAGGACCUAUGCCAUCUCCACCUCUCUCAUAAGCUUUUACAUCCCUGUGGUCAUCAUGGUGGCCACAUACACUCAGAUCUAUCGCAUUGCACACAGACAAAUCAGGAGGAUUUCUGCCCUGGAGCGUGCGGCUGAAAGUGCCAAGAACAGACACAACAGCAUGGGUAGAGGCUCCAGCAUCGCAGAGUCAGAGAGCUCUUUCAAAAUGACAUUUAAGAGAGAGACAAAGGUGUUGAAGACGCUGUCGGUGAUUAUGGGGGUGUUUGUGUGCUGCUGGCUUCCAUUUUUCAUCUUAAACUGCAUGGUGCCCUUCUGCGAGCAGUCGAGCGGAGGAGAGGCUUUUCCCUGCAUCAGCCCUACCACCUUUGACGUGUUCGUGUGGUUCGGAUGGGCUAAUUCCUCCCUCAACCCCAUAAUCUAUGCCUUCAAUGCUGAUUUCCGCAAGGCCUUCUCCAUCCUGCUGGGCUGCCACAGACUGUAUCCAGGAGGCCACAACAUUGAGACGGCCAGUCUAAACAAGAAAUGACUCAUGAAUCUCACAGCACUGACUCAUCCUUUGAUUCCAAGAGUCCAAGAGUUCCUGCUGCAGCCGGUCUGACUGAUUUCAAAUGAGGCUGUCGCUUUCUGUGAUUCUGUUCUAACUCUUAGUGUGACGUAAGGGCGCCAUGACCACAUAUAUGCCCAAGUUUGCAUUAGGUGAGGGACCUGCCUUUGUGCAGACUGUCAUGGUGAGACUACUGUGCUUACUCACAAUCUUCAGAAGCUCCUGAGAGAGUUGAGGAGAUUUGGGAUUAGGACUCUCUGCUGUUGUGCCAGGGGUCUGAGGGUGCAGCGGUGCUGACAUGCUGCGCGGACAGAUAAUCCCAGAACUGGGCAGUGUGCACCAUGUCCGACACCGCUGUCCUCCUUACCAUCGCACUGACAUACACAACCACACACAACAUCAAAGGGAACUCCGCCAAAUACAACAUAACUGUGCUGCAAUGCUCACACACUUCAACGUGACAGCUCACAGAAAUAUUCAUGCGCAGGACAUUAAAAUCCUUGGCUCUGUAAUGGACUCCUGAGGUAAAGCAUUGUACCAAAUCAUGUUUGGCAUAAGUGCAGGUAAAUACACCCACAAGUGACUUAAUAUUACAAACCGAAUGAAAACAGAUUGGAUUUAGCUCAUACAUGUUUUAAAUGAAAGUUCUGGGAAGUGAAAGCUGUGAUCUGGAUUUCUUUUAGAAGCAACAGCAGCUUAUAAAUCUCCAAACUGUCUCAUAGCUGAUAUGGAUUUAGACAUUUUACAUAUUCUAAAUGUAGAAUCAUUAUAACUGUAAACCACAUUUACUGUUGAGCCCUUUGAUAAAUUAUUACUACUUGAAAAUGUUGUAUGGUUGACUUGCUUGUAUUACCUAGUGAACCCUGUAUUUAAUAUUAAGAGAAGCUGAUAAUGUUUUUAUGAAGACAAAGAUACAAACAAAGCCUUAGCUGGAAACAUUUCAGAGCUCAAACUCAAAAUGAGCUAAAAAUGAAUAAAUACGUGAUAAUCACUCAGCUUUAGCAUGUAUGAAUGUCGGUGUUGUUUUAUGGGUUUAGCUGGGUCUGUUGAUAUGAUAAAAACUUGGCAAAAAAAGUAAAGUAAUUUGCAUUUAUUUGAU
This is a messenger RNA of Melanotaenia boesemani (Boeseman's rainbowfish), 2909 nucleotides long. Its product is annotated as D(1) dopamine receptor-like. Gene Ontology annotation, biological process: adenylate cyclase-activating adrenergic receptor signaling pathway. Gene Ontology annotation, cellular component: membrane. Bases 647 to 1792 code for a protein of 381 amino acids. The transcript is spliced from 2 exons. The record is from RefSeq and is a predicted model, not a curated record. Gene Ontology annotation, molecular function: G protein-coupled receptor activity. NCBI's taxonomy places the organism in Eukaryota, Metazoa, Chordata, Actinopteri, Atheriniformes, Melanotaeniidae.